UUCCGCUGGGGCGGGACGGAGCUGGGGCGGGACGGAGCUGGGGCGGGAGGGCGCCCAGCCGGCUGGAUCUGUUUGUGUUGGAAGCUCAGCUGAUGCUGACCGGCCCCAGUGGACGUCGGCGCCCGGGAGAGGCGCCUCGCCACCGCCGCCCAAGUCGUUGCGGCCUGCAUCCCGGUGAGACCAUGAAUUAUGGCAUUUCUUAAAUGAAGCAUUGAGGACUGACGUGAGAGUCAUAACAUAUAGAAAAUAAAUGCGUUUAAAGUUAUGUCUAUUAAUUUGACUGUAGAUAUAUAUAUUUACCUCCUUAGUAAUGCAAGAAGUCUUUAUGGGAAGCAAAGGAGCAAGCAACUGCAUUUCUUGUGCUCACCUGAACAUUACUGGAGCAUAAGCCACAUCAGUCUGCAAAGAGCCUUUCACACAAGCAAAGUAAGAUGUAAAUGGACCAAAAGUGAAGCACACUCUUGCAGUAAGCACUGUUACUCUCCUAGCGACCAUGGUGUACAUACUGGAAUUUUGAAACUUAGCACCUCUGCUCCCAGGGGACUUACAAAAGUGAGCAUUCGUAUGUCCCGUAUUAAAAGUACUUUGAACUCUGUUUCAAAGGCUCUUUUUGGUAAGCAGAAUGAAAUGAUCUCAUGUUUAGCUCAAUUUAAGCCAAGUUCUCGAAUAUUAAGAAAAGUAUCAGAUAGUGUCUGGUUAAAACAGAAAAACGUUCGACAAGCCAUUAAAUCUUUGAAAAGAUAUAGUGACAAAUCAGAAGAAAAGAGUUCGUUUCCAGAAAAGAAAAGUCACAUUAUAGAUAAAGAUAAAGAUAUAGAUAAACAAAGCCUUUUUCAUUACUCAACUAGUAUAACCACAAAAUUUGGAGAGUCAUUCUACUUCUUAUCAAAUCAUAUUAAUUCAUACUUCAAACGUGAGGAGAAAAUGUCUCAAAAAAAGGAAAAUAAACAUUUCCAGGACAACUCAGAACUUGAAGACGAGAAAUCCAGUUCUCCAGAUUCUGGUGUCCUGACUGAUGAGAAGCAAGACUCAGAAUCUUCUUUACAUACUGUGGACAAGCCCUCAAGUCCCAGUGGGACACCUGAGGUUCUUCCAGUUUCUGCUAAACAGAGUAUUGCUAACUUUCUUUCUCGUCCCACUGAAGGUGUACAAGCUUUAGUAGGUGGUUAUAUUGGUGGACUCGUCCCCAAGUUAAAGUACAAUUCCAAGAGUCAGUCAGAAGAACAGGAAGAGGCUGGGAAAGCUGAGCAGGCUGUCAGCAAAGACAAAAAUGCAGAGGAGAAAAAGCGUUUGUCUCUUCAGCGGGAAAAGAUUAUUGCAAGAGUGAGUAUUGAUAACAGAACCCGGGCAUUAGUUCAGGCAUUGAGAAGAACAACUGACCCAAAGCUCUGCAUUAAUAGGGUUGAAGAACUGACCUUUCAUCUUCUAGAAUUUCCAGAAGGAAAAGGAGUAGCUGUCAAGGAAAAAAUUAUUCCGUGUUUAUUACGAUUGCGACAAAUUAAGGAUGAAACUCUUCAGGCUGCAGUCAGAGAAAUUUUGGCUUUAAUCGGCUAUGUAGAUCCAGUGAAAGGAAGAGGAAUCCGAAUUCUCGCAAUUGAUGGUGGAGGAACAAGGGGUGUGGUUGCUCUUCAGACACUACGAAAAUUAGUUGAACUUACUCAGAAGCCAGUCCAUCAGCUCUUUGAUUACAUUUGUGGUGUAAGCACAGGUGCUAUAUUAGCAUUCAUGUUGGGCUUGUUUCAUAUGCCCCUGGAUGAAUGUGAGGAACUUUAUCGAAAAUUAGGAUCAGAUGUGUUUUCACAAAACGUCAUUGUUGGAACAGUCAAAAUGAGUUGGAGCCAUGCAUUUUAUGACAGUCAGACAUGGGAAAAUAUUCUUAAGGAUAGAAUGGGAUCUUCACUAAUGAUUGAAACAGCAAGAAACCCCACAUGUCCUAAGGUAGCUGCCGUAAGUACCAUAGUCAACAGAGGGAUAACGCCGAAAGCUUUUGUGUUCAGAAACUAUGGUCAUUUUCCUGGUAUCAACUCUCACUAUUUGGGAGGCUGUCAGUAUAAAAUGUGGCAAGCCAUUAGAGCCUCCUCCGCUGCGCCAGGCUACUUUGAAGAGUAUGCACUGGGCAAUGAUCUUCAUCAAGAUGGCGGUUUGCUCCUGAAUAACCCUUCAGCAUUAGCAAUGCACGAGUGUAAAUGUCUUUGGCCAGACGUCCCCUUGGAGUGCAUUGUAUCCCUGGGCACUGGGCGGUAUGAGAGCGACGUGAGAAAUGCCGUGACAUACACAAGCUUGAAGACCAAGCUGUCGAAUGUUAUCAACAGCGCUACAGAUACGGAAGAGGCUAAUAACAUGCGCACCAACCCACAUCAUUGUGUACGCCAACCAAAUUCAUCUUUGUUGUGUUAUCUGUCUAUCUGCCAUGUAAAUCCUUACAUCAUGUUUAGAUUUGUCAAGAAAAGUGAAAAAAAGAAGUAAAUUCUGCAGAUGUACAAACAAAAGAUAAGAACAGAUGUGAAAAUGGAUUUUCAGUCUUAUAUGGGAAGAUACCAACUUUUCAAAGAAGCAAAGCGGAAGAACAGUCUAUUUUAGAAGUAAAAUGCAAUAAAUUCUCCAACUCAGCAAUUAGAUUAAAAAUAUAGAGAAUAAAAAUAGUUUUGAUGCUCUGGCCUUCUUAGGUGUCUCAGAGUUCUUAUUUCUGUAAUGAAUGGUAUGCUGGCAAUAUUUCAGCUCUGUUCUUGCUACAGAUAUUCUUCUUUAUUAGAAACGUAGCUCAGAUCGAGUUGUCCCUAGAGGCAUACGGGCGGGAUGGGAUUUCCCCCGGCGGGUGGAGAGGGCCCAGCCUGGGUUAUAAUUACACUGUGCACUUCUUCCCCUCCCACACCACAUUUUAUCCCGAAGAAAGUGGACUUCAAAGGAGUCUUCCAAGAGGGAAGGAAGUCACAGAAAGUCAGCAUGCAGUCUCAGGGGACAGUGGGGAACCUUACAACUUUGUUUUGGAAAUAGGAUGGAGGGGCUCCCUUUGACACCCCCCAGCAGCUACUGACAGCUGCCUCCCCUCUUCACUUAUUAGAGUGCUGCCAGUUUCUGAAGUAGCUAGGACCUCUGAAGUUCGAAGCUCAAAAUUUUACCUAACCUGCCCUGCUCUAGACGUAAUUCAUCACAUUUUUGAAUAUUUCGCAGGUGUCAGUGCUAGUAAUGUGACUAGAAACAGAUUUGUAACAUCCAAAGUACAGUUUUGAGUUACAGUGUAAGUAAAUAUGAGCCUACCAGUGAUCUCUGACUUGUUUUUGUUGGGGUAACUUCGGUUUAUAUACCAGUGAUUUCUAAAGAUUUUGUCAAGCAGUCCUUUCAGAUCACAAAUACUACAUAUUCAUCUGGAACUACUAAAACAACUUGUAAGAAAAAUCCAAAUAAUUGGAAAUUAAUAUUUCUGGAUAUUCUUUGUAAUAAAUCAAAUUUCAAGCACAAUAAAGUAAUAUUUAAUGCAAUUUACAUAUUUGCACCUUAUAAGUUCACUGUUGUCCUAGCAUCAUGUAGCUCGUGUAGCUCUGUGCCCCUUGUUUUUCUUGGCUGAUGAUUCCCCUGUUGAACGGUACAAUAUACAAGCAUACUCUGGCCAUAGCUUCUUUCUUAAGCUCCGUAGCGUGGCACCUCAGUGUGUCCUCAUGUCCCUGUCCCUGUCUCUUUAGCUCUUUUCACUCUCCUACAAAAAGUACCCCCGGUUGUGUGUGCACCAGUUUUCAAUCAUUCUUGUCCACAUUUGUCCUUGAACCUGGUUAUCCGAAGAAGUGUGUAACUCACCUGAGAGAACCCUCAUUUUAUGAUAAAGCCAGUGCUUUCCGUUGUCCAGAAGCAGGGUGGACUUCUUUUCAGGAAAGAGCAGAAGUAAAGAACACUUCCGAAAGAUGAGCGCUCGCUACCAAGUAGGUUAUGGAUUCUCCACUGGACUGUUUUUAAAGUAGGAUGAGGUCUUUAUAGAAAAAGAUUUGAAAGAUAGAUAAUGGCCCAUUAGGUUCUUUCCAACCCUAUAAUUCUUUAAUAGUUUAUAAAAAUAAAAAAAGGAUCAGAUAAAAGAAAUGUUUGUCAGUUUCAGAAGAAAUUAGGGUAUUUCUUAUUCAUUCACGCCACUUAUUCUAUAAGAUAAGAUUCAGCUGAUGCCUUAGCAAACAGUAUGUACUUACUGAUAAGCUUAUGUAUUUAAAUCAGCUAGUUUUCAUUUGUACUGAUGGAUAUAUCUCAUUCGUUAAUCAUUUUGAUUUUUUUAAAUAUGAUAAUGUGUGCCUUGAAAAUGGCUACAUUUUGAAAAGUCUAAUUGAAAAACCAAAAUUUAUUCACUGUCAAUUGUUUUGUUACAACUAACUUUGAGUAAAGUUGAUGAAAUUCUGGUUGCAUUUCUACAUUAAGGAAAAUUUCAUAGCUAUGAAAGUAGAGAAACAUAAAUGUGUUUUAUUAAGUAUUUCCUCAUCUAUAGAGGAAACCUGAAUAUUUUUACAAUGUUAAUAGCUAGUCCCUAGUGUUAUAUGUCAAGCACUAUACUGAAAGCUGUGUCCGUUAUCGCAUUAGGUCUUGUUAUAUCCUUGUGAAGGAGGUACUGUUACUCCUGUUAUCCAGCUAAGGAACGCAAGGCUAUAGAAAGUUAAAUAAUAGUGAAAUAAAGAAGACAAUUAUAAACAUCUUUAACUUUUCCUUUUAUUUCUCCCAAUUGGCCAGGUUCACAAGUUCAUUAUUGAUUGUACAAACGUUUAUUGACUGCCAUCUUUAUUCUAGGACUGACUUCACCCUUCACCCACAUUUGAUCAUCAAUUCCUACUUUCAUGUGGAGGAUUUUUUUCCUUUUUUAUUGAAGUAUAAUUUUCUUUUUUAUCGAAGUAUAAUUUUCAUAGCAAAUUGUUGUUCAUUGUAGCUGUACAAUUUGUAAUUGUUCGUAGUUAUAGAGUUGUGCAAUCAUCACCAUAAUCCAGCUUUAAAGCAAUUCCAUCAUCCCUGAAAGUUCCCGCCAUGCUUGUUUGUAGUUACUCCCUGCUUCUGUCCCCAGCCCCCGACAACCACUGGUCUGCUUUCUGUCUGUACAGAUUGACCAUUUCUGAAUAUUUCACGUCAAUGGGAUCAUACCAUGUGUAAUCUUUUGCAUCUGGCUCUUUUCACUUAGCGUAUUUUUGAGAUUCAUCCAAGUUGUGGCAUCUAUCAGUUAUUGACUUCUUAUUGCUGAUCAGUAUUCCAUUUUACGGAUAUACCACAUUUUGUUUAUCCAUUCACAAGUUGAUGGUCAUUUGAACUGUUGUCACUAUUUACCUGUGAUGAAUAAUGCCGCUGUGAAAUUCAUGUAGAAGCCUUUGUGAGGACAUAAUGUUUCAUUUCUCUCGAAUAGAUAUCUGGAAGUGGAAUUGCUGUAGUUGUGUGGUAAGUGUUUAACUUUUCAAGAAACAACCGGUUUUCCAAAGUGUCUGUACGAUUUUACGUUCCCAUCGGCAGUGUAUGAGAGUUCCCGCUCCUCCACGUCUUCACCAGCCCUGGAAUUGUCUUUUUGAUUAUAGUCAUAUGUAAUGGUAUUUCAUUGUGGUUUUAAUUUGCAGUCCCCUAAUGACUAUUGAUGUUGAGCAACCAUCUUUUUAGGUGCUUAUUAGCUAUUUGUAUAUUUUCUUUGGUGAAAUGUCCAUUCAUAGCUUUUGCCCAUUUUUAAAUUAGUUUGUCUUCUCAUUUUUGAGUUGUAAGAAUUCUUUUAUAUAUUCUGGAUACAAGUGUUCUGCGAGAUACAUGAUUUUCAACUAUAUUCUCCCAGUCUGUGACUUGUCUUCAUUUUCUCAAUGCUAUCUUUUAAAGCAAGCAUAUGAGUUUUUAAUUUUGAUGAGGGUCAUUUUAUCAGUUCUUUUGAGUUAAUUUUGUGUCUGGUGUGAAUGAGGGUCAAAACUUUUUUUUUGCAUAGGGAUAUCCAGUUGUCUCAGCAUCAUUUGUUAAAAGAAAGAUUCUCUCACCACUGAACUGCUGUUGUGCUUUUAUCAGAAAUCUGUUGUCUUUGUAUUUGUGAGUCCGUUUCUGGAGUCUCUUUUCCAUUGAUCUGUAUGUUAAUCCCGUGCCAUUAUCACACUGGCCUGGUUACUAAGGCCUUAUAAUAAGUUUUGAAAUCAGACAGUAUAAUUCUUCCAAUUCUUUUCAAAAUUAUUUUGGAUCUUCUGGUUUCUUUGCAUUUCUUUGUAAAUUUAGCAUCAGUUUGUCAUUUUCCACUCACACAAAGAAAGCUUGCUGGAAUUCUGAUAGAGAUUGCGUUGAAUGUACUGAUAACGUUGAGAGAGCUGACGUAUUUAUGGUGUUAAGUCCUUCAGUGGCGUCUGUCCUUUGAAGUAUGCCGCGAACAUGGAUUCUGUCCAUUUAUUUAGAUAUUUAAAAAUUUCCACAACUAGAAGAACCCACAACUAAGAAUAUACAACUCUGUACCGGGGGGCUUUGGGGAGAAAAAGGACAAAAAUAAAAUCUUAAAACUUUCUCAGCAAUGUUUUGUAGUUUUCAGUGUGCAAAUCUCAUGCUCCAUUUAUGAAAUUUAAGUGUUUUAUUCAUUUUGAUGCAAUUGUGAAUGGAAUUGUUAAUUUCUUUGAUUGUUACCAGUAUGUAGAAAUGCAUACAUAUGAUUGCAGCCCUGGUGAUAGCGUGAUUUUCCAGCUUGUGAAUUAUCAAGCUAGUAAUGUCACAAUGACCUAAUCCAUGAAGUAUGGACAGGGUACUACGAAUUGUGAAAAAUAGUUGCAGUAUUAAUCAUAAUGAUCUUACUGGUAAUGCAUGACUGUGAUAGUUCUGGGUUAUUUUUAUCUUUAGGCAGUGGACACCUGUUUUAAAGGAUUCAAUUCUAAUUGUGCAAUAAUAUGUAUAUUAAAUGUCACAUUUACAUUACUGUGUUUUUUGGCAUAAAGAUAUUUAAAUCUCUAGAAAUACUCAUUUAAAAGAAGUCAGAUCCUGGGAUCUGGAUUAGAUGGUAUUUUAUUGUUGCGGGCACUCGGUAAGUGGGGAGUUACUUAAAGUUACAUGUUAGCAUUUUAUCUUAGGUUAUCCAUACCUAAAAUGUUUUGAAUUUACUCCUGAUUAAAUAUAUUGAAUUGGAUUACAGUUUAGUCUCAAUCAGUAAAAAUAUGAAUUACACUGUUUCAGAGAAGAACAGCGUAUUAGGUGUUCAAUACCUUUGCUAGCUUAAGAAUUCAGGAAUUAACAUGCUUUCCUUGUUUUCAUAUUUCUUCAUUGUGGAUUCCUGUGCUGAAUACAUGCUUAAUGAAACAAAACAUUUUGACAUAGACUGAGCAAUUUUGAACUGUCAAGUGUAGAAGUUCCUGUAUUGUGUAUAUUUAAAACAAGAGUCAGUGAUGAAUUUAAAAUAUGGCACAAAAUAAGAAACAAGAAAGCUCAUCUCAGGCUUUGCGAAUUUAUGAAAACAUAGACUUUCUUAUUUUUCCCUUACCAGUUAACAGGACAACAAAUAACAUGUUUCUAGUAGUUGAAAUUGCCAUCUGUCCCAUAUUUUAGUUAUUUGUGGGGCUGCCUUAACUUACCUUUGUUUUUUCCACUGUACAUUAUCUUGACAGAUUCUUGAUCCCUGUGAAUGACAGACAUUACAUGCAUAAACUCUCACUUGGCUACCAUUAUGCCUAACAGCCGGCACAUCUGAGUGCUCGCUGAGUACUGGGACCUGAGCUAAGCAGGUUACAGGAGUUAGCCCCUUAGUCCUCACGGUAAGCCUCUAAGGUGAAUGUCGUCAGUGUCCCUUUCUUAGAAAGAAAAACGUUGCCCAAGAUAUCACAGCUGGGGAGUUGUAGAGCUAAGAGGAAUCCGCUUUCUUAACCAGGACUCUUUCCAUCCCUCUUUCCUAGAAUGUCCUUGCCUGAAUGUUGCAUAGUGGCUUCAGAUCCAAUUUACUAAACUGAAUCUGUAAACUCUUGGGUGUAGUCAGUGAAGAAGUGUAAUUCCAACAUCAAACCGUGUGAAUACUCAUGUUCUUGUCUCCACAGUGGUUCUCUGCUAGGGGUGGUAUUACUCGUUUCCCUGAAAGAGUCUGAAAAUCUGGGGUAGUGAGGGGAGAUUGUCUGGGGGAACAACCGCCCUUUAGUACACCAGGAGUCAGAGACGGUAAAUGUGAUAGGGGCACAGGACAGCCCCUCAUAAUAGAAAACUCUCCCACCCAAAACACUAACAUUCCUCCCUUUCAGAAACCAUAAGCUGCUUAUCCACAGAAUGCAAAUAAUGAAUUUCUUUCACAAGAAAUGGAGGAUAUACUUUGACCAGAUUUAGAGUGCAUAAGCCAUUUGUAAAAUUCCAUUUUGAUUCCAUCCCAACAGGAAUUCUUUUUGCAUCCAUUGCUCCUUGUUCUUCCUUUUUUUUUUGCCAAGUUGAAAUACAACUGAACUCUUCACUUAAUCUCGCUUUUUUGGACCAAAUCUAUGGCAGUUACUCUUUCAUGACUAGGAAGUAGGAAGGAGGGAGAGCACAUUCAAAAACAGUUCGCUCUGUUCCUGGCAAGAGCUAUCCACCAUCCAAAAUAGAUUCAUAGACUACAGAUGUCCCUGAACUAAACUGUUUGCAGGUGCUGGUCCAAGGGUUUGGUAAAUGUCUCUGUCUCAGAAGUCACACUGAUUGCUUUGUUCAUUAAAACGUUUAUUCAGCCGGUGCAAGUGGCUUGAAGUUCAUCACACUCCACAGAUAUGUAUUAUUAAUUUGGAUAAUUAGUUUGUAAAAAAUAAAAUAUUGACUGUAAUGUUGAUUUACCCUCAUGAUAAAAAUCUUGAACUUAAUAAGGACCUAUUCCUUGCCUCUAGACAACAUAUAUUGUGAGAUGUAUUUUAAAGAUUUCCAUCUGAUUGAAUAUGAACAGGUUACAGGUCCAAAAUGACUGAGAGUUCCAGUAAUACUUGUAGCUAACAUUUAUUGCCAUUUCACCUUCACAGCAACCUAUGAGGUAGGUACUAUCAUGAUCCCUACUUUUCACUAGCACUGAGAUGGUGAUGAUGGUGAGAAGAGUCUUAUAUUUCUUGACUGCUGUUAAGUUUGGGCUCUAUCCUUCCCCAAAGAGAACCAAAAUGCCUUCUCAUUAUCAAGGGGAAAUUAUAGAUCAUAGUAUGAUCAUGAGUCUAUAGCAGUCUUUCUUAAAUUAUCUAUCUAAAAUGACACAUACUCUAAUA
Molecule: messenger RNA, 9146 nt
Organism: Equus caballus (horse)
Lineage: Eukaryota; Metazoa; Chordata; Mammalia; Perissodactyla; Equidae
Gene: PNPLA8
Product: patatin like phospholipase domain containing 8
Biological process (GO): arachidonate metabolic process
Cellular component (GO): membrane
Source: RefSeq, a predicted model, not a curated record